Molecule: messenger RNA, 1236 nt
Organism: Zerene cesonia (dogface butterfly)
Lineage: Eukaryota; Metazoa; Arthropoda; Insecta; Lepidoptera; Pieridae
Gene: alph
Product: protein phosphatase 1B
Exons: 1
Coding region: 361-1221 (286 amino acids)
Biological process (GO): negative regulation of stress-activated MAPK cascade; protein dephosphorylation
Cellular component (GO): cytosol; nucleus
Molecular function (GO): protein serine/threonine phosphatase activity; cation binding
Source: RefSeq, a predicted model, not a curated record
GAAAAAUUAGUCAUAGACAAUUACUAUUUAUGUCCGCCGUUCAUUCUUUUGAGUUGCUUUUUCGUUUUACGAUUUCGUAGAGAGCACGAUUUGUCAUCGAGUUCUACGCAACACAUUUGCAAUAAUCCAAAUACGUAGAAGAAAGUUUAACAGCUUUAUUUAGAUUUAGAUUUAGCAACACUAGUAGAUUUGCUACGGACAGUACAGCUUAGUGUGGACAGUUCCUUUGAGACGAGAUCCUAUCGCAAGGCCCAGUGAUGCUUUUCUUUGCCUUUUACGUUGUCGCCUGUGAAUUUUGCUCGAGUGCCUGAUGGUGCAAGAAGUAUGUGCGAUUAGUGAAUCAAUACAGAGGGAAACAGUAUGGGGGCUUUUUUAAAUAAACCUGAGACGAAGAAAUAUAAUGAGAGCGGGGAAGGUAACGGUCUUCGCUAUGGCGUGGCGUCGAUGCAAGGAUGGCGCGUGGAAAUGGAAGAUGCGCACCACGCUCAGCUUACACUAAAUGGAACGCUAUCAGACUGGUCUUACUUCGCAGUCUUUGACGGCCACGCGGGGGCCCGGGUGUCAGCACAUUGCGCGGACAAUCUGCUAGAAUGUAUCCUGCAAACGGAGGAGUUUAGACGGGAUGACAUCGCUGAAGCGAUACGCGCUGGUUUUCUCGACCUCGAUAAGAAAAUGAGAGAAUUACCGGAGCUGUCAAAUGGCGAAGAGAAGUCAGGGUCGACGGCAGUAUGUGCGUUUGUAUCGCCUAAACAGAUAUAUAUAGCUAAUUGUGGUGAUUCUCGAGCUGUAUUAGCACGGAAUGGAGCGCCGAUAUUCGCUACGCGCGAUCAUAAGCCGGAAUUACCUUCGGAGAAGUCUCGUAUAGUUCAAGCCGGAGGCACGGUCAUGAUUCAGCGAGUCAAUGGAAGCUUGGCUGUAUCUCGCGCGCUCGGUGAUUAUGAAUACAAGAAGGUGCUGGAUCGCGGGCCAUGCGAACAACUUGUUUCACCAGAGCCUGAGGUAUCGGUACAUGAGCGGUUGGAUUCCGAAGACGAAUUCUUGGUGCUGGCUUGUGAUGGAGUUUGGGAUGUAAUGAGCAAUGAGGCUCUAUGUGCAUAUGUUCACUCUCUUCUGCAGUUAACGGAUGACCUUGUUGCUAUUACUAAUCAAGUUAUUGACACCUGUCUCUAUAAGGUAAACAGUUUUUUAUAUACCUCAUACAAGGUUUAUAUCAAGACAUAAUAGUUACUUUAAUAU